Cricetulus griseus (Chinese hamster) is the source of this 4248-nucleotide messenger RNA. Lineage: Eukaryota; Metazoa; Chordata; Mammalia; Rodentia; Cricetidae. The record is from RefSeq and is a predicted model, not a curated record.
CGGAGCCGGAGCCAGAGCCAGAGUCUGAGGCGGAGACCCAACCUGUUGCGGACGACACUGAAGCAGAGGUUUUGGAGGGGAGUGAUGACGCUCAUGUCGAGGAAAGUCUGGAGGCCGCUACGGCUGCGAGCGAGACAGCAGAGGCUGCGAGCGAGGCCGUGUCCCGAGAGCCAGAAAGUCUGUCAGAGCCGCAUCCCGAGACCGAGCGGGAGUUCCAGGAGGGGGACGAAGACGAAGACGAGGAUGAAGACGAGGACGAGGACGAGGAUGAGGAACCCGCCGGGCGGGAGAAGCAGGACAAGGUGAAGAAGGUGAAGAGCAAGGAGUCACGGUUCCGGCCCUCCCUGCCACUGACCACGAUCGUCGAGGAGGCGGCUGCUCCAGCCCCACAGGCUGAGAAAGAGAAAGCAAAGGAGUCAGAGCAGAAGCGAGGUAGCGAGGAGAUCCGGGCGACAGGUCGAGAACAACACAAGAAAAGCAAAGAGGAUGAGGACAUGGAAGAGGAAGACAAUGAGGACUUCGAAGACUUUGAGUGGUCUGCAGAUGUUCGGAAGCUGCAAGAGGAGCAGCUGCGCGGUGAGCUAGUGAACCAGUACCACACCCUGCUGUUGGAGCGGAACCGGUACCAGCGCUACAAUAUGUACCUACAGCAGAAGAUCUCCGAGACGCUACGAAAGAAGGGCCUGGAAGCAGCUGAACCUGUGGACAAGAGUGCGGAACCAGAUUCUCCCGAGAAAGAGCAAGCAUACUUGCGUUAUCUGGCCAUGCUGGAGGAACUGAAAAAACAAGAGGCGGACGACCUACAGUGGUACCGUCAGGAGGUGCGUGAGAUGAAGCAUCAGUGCCAGGAGAAGCAGGCCAGGGUGGAGAAAGAGUGGCGGCGCUUCCAGGCCCUCAAGAAGCAGGUGGUGAUGCAGGUAAUGGGCAGCUGCCGCAUGCGCGGUGGACGCCAAGCGGCUCUGAGAGAGGUGGAACAGAUCCAGGCGCUGGAGGAUAAAAAAGAGAAGGAGAUGAGCGCAUUGCGUCUCGAGAACGUGCAGCUGAAGCAGAGCCUGGUACACUUUGAAACUAGGAUGAAGGCCCAGGAAGAUUUGGCUGAGGGGCUGCUCCUCAUCGACUUUGAACAGCUCAAAAUUGAGAACCAGACCUUCAACGAGAAAGUCGAGGAACGAAAUGAGGAACUUCUAAAACUGCGCAAUAAGGUGACCAGCAACGUGCAGAUUAUAACCCACGUGAAGGAAAAGCUGUCUUUCAUAGACAUGGAGAACUCAUGCAAAAAGGCACAACUUUUGGAAAUUGAAGCCCAGGUGGCUCUGGGAAGAGAUCUAUUGACAAAGACGAAGCAAACCCGAGACAGCUUGCGAAUUGACAACAUCAAACUGAAUCAGAAAAGUGGGCUUCUGGGUAAGGAAUCACUCCUCCGAGACUUAGAAGAAAAGGUGGAUAAGACAGAAUUUCUCAACAAGCGCCUGGAAUCCCUGAAGCGCCAUCAUGCAGGGCUCACCUUGUCCUGCAAAGGGGUGAAGCAAAAGAUCAGGGAGGCCAAAAUGUUCCUCCCCUCUUGACAGUCGUUGACAGGACAGCUGGCAAAACCUCCAAAACUCUAGAAACUUUGUCCCCCACUCUCUUCUGCCCUCCCAUUUUCAUUCUAUAUGACUUGGGAUGCAACUUUUUUUUGUCAUUUCCAGCUUCCAAAUUCCUCCUGAACACAUCAGUUAGUAGUAGUUCUACAUGAGGUUAAGUAAAAUAUAUGGAGAGAGAGAAAGAGAGAGAGAGAGAGAGAGAGAGAGAGAGAGAGAGAGAGAGAGAGAGAAGAGAGAGAAGAGAGAGAGAGAGGCGAGGAGAGGAGAGGAGAGGAGAGGAGAGGUGGUUAAACCGACUAAUGAUGAAAAGCCUUCCUAGCCAAGCAGUCCCAUAGUCUAGAAGAGUGUUAGAACUGUUCCUUGUUUAACCAGUAGCCAAAGUACAGAAAAUCCCUGUGCAUUGGUCUGAUCACUCAGUCAUCUUUGUACUAAUUAAAUUGUAUAAUCUUGAAUCACUGUCUCAAUUAGCUCCCAAAUUCUCUUCAUCUCUCUUCAUCUCAUCUGUGGGUGUUUGUGGGCAUGUGGAGGCCAGAACAUACCAGUAUUUCUUGCUCUUCACCUUGAUUUUUUGAGACAGGGUCUCUUACUCAACCAGGAUCUUGCAGUUUGGUUUAGACUGCCCAGCUGGCAUGACAAUCUUAGGAUCUGCCUGUCUCUGUUGCCCAACACAGGGGUUAUUGAAAUGCAAGGCCAAGUCUGGCUUUUUAUAUGGGUGCUGGGGAUUUGAAUUCAGAUUCUCAUGCUUUCAAACAAACACUCUUUCUUACCUUCUGAGCCAUAACCUGCAUCAGCAAUCUGGCUGUUGGCACUACAUAACCCUACUUCCUUUAGAUGACACAAUUUUGUUUGCUAAAGUAUAUUGGCUUUGAAGUCAAUGAAAGUUAAAAUCCCUUUUCUGACUUCCAUGGCUAGAACACACUUUACAUAAGACCAUUCAAAUGCAUAACUGAGAAUAGCUCAAAAAUUGAUUUCUCCCAUCUACUUCCUCCCCUUAGUUGCUGCAAUUUUGAUUUUCCCUCUACCCUGUCCAUCAAGACUGUAGCAAAGCAGUAAAUUGCUGCAACUGGAAAUGUCGUCUUAGUGACUCCAACAGCAGAGGGCCCCAGGCAGGAUUCUGUAGUUGGGGAUGCUCCCAAGUGAAACUGGCAUUAGUACUAGAAGUGACAAGAAUGUUUUUCAUUGUAAUGGUGUCCUUCAGUGUUUUGAUUCAUUCAGCUGAUUUCUCCCCAUCAGCUACUGAAUGCUCCCUCGUGAACCUUGAACAAAGUGAGCAGUGGGUCAUGCAGGGCACUAAAGUUAGCAUGCCCUAAGUUGCAAAUGUGUCCUAUUAUAUAGUAAGUCACCAGUAGGUCCUCAAUCACAGCACCUCAUGCUGGAGGGAUUACAACUAAUUACAAGACACCCUUCAUUUUUGAUUACUUCCCAUGUGGUUCUAAUUAGAUUCAUGAUGAGUGCUUGAUCAUGAAAUUUCAUCAAGUAGUUAAGGGCCUGUAAAUGUAGACACUGAACACAUUCUGCCUGAUAUUUUAAGUGUACAUGCAUGAAAAGUGUCCCUUUCAAUAGCAAAGGAAGGCUGUAACAUAGCCACCUACUCAGGGACAGCCUAAAGAAUUGGACUUGCUACAAUCUAGAUUAUGUAAGUAGAAAUAGGUUUGUGUAAGUUCAUCUGCAGAUAAAAAUUUAAGAUUUUGACACUGGUAUUCGCUACCUGUCCAUAAAAUAGCAGAGUCAGUGCCUUCCAGCUAAGUACUGCUUAUGUAUUUAACCUCAGAAAGUUCCAGAGUGCAAGUGACACGGAUACUAUGAAAGGAAAGCACCUUGGAGCACAUGAGCUGUGCAGUGACCAGUCCAUGUCCCUUCAAAAUAUCCUUAUUUAAAUAAUGACAAAAUAUGUGCACAUUUUAAUAAAAUUGCACUAAUUAUAUUUGGUUUUGUUUUGUUUUUCAAGGGAGGGUUUCUCUGUGUAGCCCUGGCUCUUCUGGAACUAGUUCUGUAGACCAGGUUGACCUCAAACUCAGAGAUCUGUCUGUGUCUGCCUCUGCCUCCCAAGUGGUGGGAAUAAAGGCAUGCACCACCAGCACUGCCCCUGCUCAAUAAAAUUAUACUCCCUAAUUUUUAAAAAACUUUAGAUAGGGUCUCACUAUAUAGGCCAACUGAUCCCAAAUACUAGUAUUACCAAUUUCAACUUUAACAUUUUGUUCAAAUACUGUCAAGAAGGAAUUAGGUAUACCUAAAAGAUAUGGGAAUGCCCAAACUAUGAUGCUGCUGACUUAAAUGUCUGAGACUCACUGUACUGAUUCACAAAAUGUAAAAGCAUUUGAAAAAAAAGGGUGCCUUUCUUUGGAUGAUAAAAUUAAAAGGAAUCCUGGGGGAAGGGAGGCUUUGUUGGUUGAUUUAAGGAGAGCAGUACAUCAUUCCAGAAUGAGCUACCAGUGGGCAGUUGCUGGCAGUGCUGACAGAAGAGAUACAUACAUACUAUGUAAUGGCCAUGUCCCAUGUAAUUCAGCAAGCCUGAAUAACAUCAAAUAUUUCAUACAUAUUUAGGCACUUCCAGGUUUUGAUGAGGUCCCUUUAAGAACUGGUCUUAGGCUCUAAGGCUGCCCUCUGCUGGGCAGGCCCUUGCUCGCUCUUGUCCACCUGAAAGCUUUGCUCAAGGUUCAGCUAU